Molecule: messenger RNA, 765 nt
Organism: Bacillus rossius redtenbacheri
Lineage: Eukaryota; Metazoa; Arthropoda; Insecta; Phasmatodea; Bacillidae
Product: kelch-like protein 10
Exons: 3
Coding region: 337-765 (142 amino acids)
Molecular function (GO): protein binding
Source: RefSeq, a predicted model, not a curated record
UGCCCUCAUAUUAACCACCGUGUGCUCAAACGAGAACAAUGUGCUCUCUGCGCUUAUUCAUUCCAUUGUUUGUUUGAGAAAGCUUAUUAUUACGGUAUUUUAUGUAAAUAAUGGUCUCGUGAUAAUGCGUAGUUGUGACAACGAAAUUCACAAACCUUGCUAAUCGUUAGUCAGUGCAUGGACAUCUACUGUUAAAGUGGCAAUUUUUAUAGUACUUUUCCUUGAUUCAGUUCUAAUUGUAUAUAUGUAAUUUGUAGUGUUUCGUUGUAAGCUUUUACCGGAGGACAGUUUUAUUUGAAGGUGAAAAACUGAUUCGUUGCGCCCCCUGCCCCACGCAUGAUGGCGGUGUCUCGGCGGCGGGCGGCGAGCUACGCGCAGGCGCUCCACGACAUGCGGGUCCGCGGCGUCCUGUGCGACGCCACGCUGCGUCUGGACGACGGCGCUUCCUUCCGCGUGCACAGGGCCGUGCUCUCCGCCAGCAGCUCCUACUUCAGGGCACUUUUCACGUCCGCGACCAACUCUACCACCAAGAAGGAUGUUGCACUCCACGGCAUCAAUUCGACAUACAUGGCGUCUAUCGUGAGGUACGCUUACCUGCAACAGCUGGACAUCAAGGAAGAAACGGUGCUGGAGCUGCUGGCCACUGCCGACUAUUUGUGCAUAGACGGAAUUGUCGAAAAGUGCCUCGCUUUCGCCGUGGAGAACCUCAAGCCGGAAAACUGCAUCGGUGUCUUAAAAUUCGCGAGGCAAGUUCAACACGAGUAA